CAGGCAAUGCUGCAGGACUGGUGGGCGGGGCUCAGCAUCCGGGUUCUUCCGCUGACCCCCAGCGUAACCCUGCAGGAUUGCAAACAUGGCGGAGCCCUCCCUCGGGAGUUCGAGCCCAGGAGGUUCAGCAGGUUCCGAUGACCAUGAUUUCGACCCUUCAGCGGACAUGCUUGUCCACGACUUUGACGAUGAACGCACCCUGGAGGAAGAGGAAAUGUUGGAGGCAUCAGAUGAGACUAACGUGAAUGAGAUUGAAGAUCUUGCACGGGAGGGAGAAAUGCCUAUUCAUGAGUUGCUGAGUCUGUAUGGCUACGGAGCUGGUUCACCUGCAGAGGAGGACGAAGAGGACGAGGAAGAACCAGAGGAGGAAGAGGAGGAUGAUGAGGAAGAGGAGGAGGAAGAGGACUUGGACAAUGAUGAAAGCAGUAGUACUGGGGAGUUGAAAAGGAAUGAGGCUGAGGGAGUGAAGAUCUCAUCAGGGCAAGGGGAUGAGGCCCAGGCAGCUAGUGAGAGCCGCACGCGCUCAGUCAGGUCCCUCGGCACGGCAGAACUAAUUCGCCCCCAGAAACUCAAAUACUUUGAAAAUAAUGAUGCAGAAGAGGAGUCAGAUGAGGACGAGGACUAUGUUCCAUCUGAAGACUGGAAAAAGGAGAUCAUGGUGGGCUCUAUGUAUCAGGCAGAAACGCCCGUGGGCCUGUGUAAAUAUAAAGACAAUGAAAAAGUGUAUGAAAACGAUGACCAGCUGUUGUGGAACCCCGAGUGUCUCCCUGAAGGCAAAGUAGUGGAGUUCCUGACGGAGGCAUCGAGGAGAACGGGAGAAGAGAAGGGAGUAGAUGCUAUCCCAGAGGGAUCCCAUAUCAAAGACAAUGAACAAGCAUUAUAUGAACUGGUUAAAUGUGACUUUGACACAGAGGAAGCUUUAAGAAGACUAAGGUUUAAUGUAAAAGCAGCUCGAGAAGAGCUAUCUGUAUGGACGGAAGAGGAAUGUAGAAAUUUUGAGCAAGGACUAAAAGCUUAUGGGAAAGACUUUCAUUUAAUACAGGCCAACAAGGUGAGAACUAGGUCUGUAGGAGAAUGUGUGGCCUUUUAUUACAUGUGGAAGAAGUCUGAGCGUUAUGAUUUCUUUGCACAGCAAACCAGACUUGGGAAAAGGAAAUACAACCUUCACCCGGGUGUCACAGACUACAUGGACCGGUUGCUGGAUGAGACUGAGAGCGCUACAUCCAGCAGGGCGGCAUCGCCCCCUCCGACCACCUCCAACAGUAGCGCCAGCCACUCAGAGAAGGAAGACAGCAGCAGUCAGAAUGGUAUGGCAAGCCACAUUUCAGCCUCUAUAGAGGGCACUCAGUUGCCACUAGCGAAUCAAAAGAAGCCUGAACCAACUCACUCCAACGGACCCUCCCAUCCUCUUUUGGAUGCUCCUCCCUCCGCCUCAGACAGCAACUCCAACGGCUGCAGCCAGCCCAGCGCCCCCAGCCACGACCGAAACGGGUCUCUGGAACCUCACCUAGACCACAGAGACGCCCCGGUGGCAUAUGACCGGCCAGCCAAGAGGUGCAGGACGGAAGCUGAGCCGCUGGCCCAAAGCGAAGUGGAACCCUCCAGAACACAGGAGAACUGAAAGCUCAGGAGUUGGGCGACUCAAGCCCAUAGAUGCUGAUUUUGGGGUGUUUUUUUGCUACUUCCCCGCUAUUGAUUAGGGUUUGAGAGGAAGGGGAUGAGGCAGCUGAGCCCCACUUGGCCCUGAAGCUCAGCAUCUACUCGGAGCAGUGACUCCCUCAAAGAUAAGGUCAGAGGUCACUGAAAACCAUACCUUGGACAAAAACAACCAACCAAACUCCAGCUGGUCCUCCAGCACUGGAGGGAAGGGCAGAGGCCUGAUUGUAAAGGAGCACAUGUUGGCCUACUGACUGCCCUGCUUCCAGCAGAGCUCAUCCCAAAGUACCACAGCUCGUCCCCACCCAGGCCAUCCUGUCAUCCUGUAAAACGUGCUCUUCUACCCAUCAUCUUUAUUCCCUUUUGGAGACUGAUCUUAAAUUUUGCCAAGAAAAGUUUUUUUUCCUCUCUAUUUGUAUUCAAAGAAAAUAAAUCACCUGUGAUAUUUUUUUACACCAGAGAUAUUUAUAUUUUUUAAAAGGAAAAAAAAGUACUAUGGUGGGUAUUUGCUGUCCAAGCCAUUUGAACAUUGGAGAAAAUGGGAGACAUGUCGUCGCGUAAAGGGUUAUGUACUUCAGUUGUCAAAAAGAGGCAAGCUAGGCAAACAAGAUAGCUAGGCUGGUGCUGUUGCUAGCUCACUUUAGUUGCACUUUCAUUGUAUGUUUCUCUUUUUUAUUGAUAUGGAGUGGUGAUGCAACCCAGCAGCAUUACACUUUGGCUCCCCUUUUUGGCCGCUUCCUUGGCUGUAUGCUAUGUUUUGAUUCUUAAAAAAAUAAAUAAAUAAACCAGUGGGUGAGCCCCCUCCCAGGUUUGUUUGUGUAAAGCAGCUGACAUCAGUGAUGUCCUGUAUUAUAACUCAUCAGUUAGAAGAUCGCUGUAUUUUUGGAUUUUCAUAGUCGGCGCUUUGCUCGUUUUCUUGUUUUUACUAGACAGAAUGUCCGUGAUUUUUAAUGUAAAGUUUGUAUAGAUUUCUUAUCUCGUGCAGUUGGUACACUUUUUGAUAACUGUCUUUUCAUCUGUCUGUAUUUUAUGGUCUUCCUUGUAUGCUUUUUGUUGAAGAACGUCUCGCCUUUGUUGCUCUAAGAUGGGAUGUAAUAAACUGUAGCCAUUCCUUUUUACUCUCCCACCGGCAGCACUUCCCAUUCCUGUGUUUGUCAUUGCUCAUUCUCAGAUGUUUAUUGCAAAAAGAAAAAAAAAAAAAGACCUCAUAACUCUUGUGUAUAAAAAUCCCCUGACGUAGUGUAAUGUGCUGCUCG
This is a messenger RNA of Myripristis murdjan (pinecone soldierfish), 2912 nucleotides long. RefSeq names its product mesoderm induction early response protein 1. The transcript is spliced from 13 exons. The coding region runs from base 86 to 1621 and encodes 511 amino acids. Gene Ontology annotation, molecular function: histone deacetylase binding; transcription corepressor activity. The record is from RefSeq and is a predicted model, not a curated record. NCBI's taxonomy places the organism in Eukaryota, Metazoa, Chordata, Actinopteri, Holocentriformes, Holocentridae. Gene Ontology annotation, biological process: negative regulation of transcription by RNA polymerase II. Gene Ontology annotation, cellular component: nucleoplasm.